CUUCCUUCCCAUAAUCCAGGACACCUGGUAAUUUUUCUUGGUAUUUUUAUCCGACAUCUUUGUGUUUGCAUGAGUAAUUUAAGUGUAUUGCCAGUCUUGUGUUUGAACUUUGAAGUGUUUGAAUGAUGCCUGAAUUCGCGAUGUAAUACGUUGUGAGUCUCUGUGAUUACUAACAACAGUGGAGCGGGCCUGUUACAUGGUCAGAGUUCCCUUUGCUGCUCUUUUGCUGUUUACUGAGCAGUUCUUGAUGGUGGCGGUGCAUGGUCUAGAGCCUGAGAAGUGACCAUAACUCGGGAAAUGUUGGGCUGAUAUGCAAGUAAAGGAGAUAUGCUAACAACUGACGCAGAACUAGAACCAGAGGUGCCUCCCACAAGUAAAACUGCACCUCGCAAAACUAGAUACCGUAUGAGCACUAUCAAAUUGUUUGGGGUGGAUUUAUCUCCGGAUAAUAUUGCUGUUGCAAUGGUCUAUUUUGUUCAAGGUGUUUUGGGACUUGCAAGACUGGCCGUCAACUUCUACUUAAAAGAUGAUUUACAUCUGGAUCCUGCUGAGACAGCUGUGAUUACCGGGUUUUCUUCAUUACCAUGGCUUAUCAAACCUCUUUAUGGGUUUAUUAGUGAUUCUGUCCCACUUUUUGGCUAUCGGAGAAGGUCAUACUUGGUUCUAUCAGGGCUACUUGGUGCUCUCUCAUGGAGUUUGAUGGCUUCUUUUGUUGACAGCAAAUAUGAUGCUGCUUUUUGCAUACUUCUUGGCUCUCUUUCUGUUGCCUUCUCAGAUGUUGUUGUAGAUUCAAUGGUUGUGGAGCGGGCACGUGGUGAAUCACAAAGUACCUCAGGAUCUCUGCAGUCUUUAUGUUGGGGUUCUUCUUCUUUUGGUGGAAUUGUGAGCGCUUACUUCAGUGGGUCUCUGGUGGAAACUUAUGGCGUAAGGUUUGUUUUUGGUGUCACGGCAUUGCUUCCACUGAUAACAUCUGGAGUUGCUGUUCUUGUAAAAGAACAACCCAUGCAUGACUCCGCAAGAGGGAAAAGUCUUCCUUUGGCCAAUCCUGCUUUUAUGGAAAGCUCAAAACAGAAUAUUAUUCAGCUGUGGCAUGCUGUGCGACAGCCCAAUGUUCUCCUUCCCACCUUGUUUAUUUUCCUGUGGCAAGCAACUCCGCAAUCUGACUCUGCUAUGUUCUAUUUUACCACAAAUUCCCUUGGAUUUAACCCAGAAUUUUUAGGACGUGUUAAGCUUGUUACCUCAAUUGCAUCCCUGCUUGGUGUUGGACUGUACAAUGGUUUUUUGAAGAAUGUAUCCUUACGGAAAAUAUUUCUAGUAACUACCGUUGUAGGUUCAGCUCUUGGGAUGACUCAGAUUGUCCUGGUCACUGGACUAAACCGGAAGUUUGGCAUUAGUGAUGAGUGGUUUGCAAUCGGGGAUUCUUUAAUUCUCACUGUUUUGAGUCAGGCAUCCUUCAUGCCCGUUCUUGUCCUAGCGGCAAGACUGUGUCCCGAGGGAAUGGAGGCCACACUUUUUGCAACUCUUAUGUCCAUAUCUAAUGGAGGGAGCGUUCUUGGAGGCUUGAUAGGUGCUGGUUUGACUCAAAUAUUUGGCAUUACCAAGGAUAGAUUUGAUAAUUUGGCCGCUUUGAUAAUCCUUUGCAAUCUUAGUUCAUUAUUGCCUCUGCCUCUUCUUGGCCUCCUUCCUGGGGAUGACCCUGAUGCUAAUUUAAAGGACAAUGAUGAUGAUAUUGAGAUGAAGUCUAAUUGAUUCGGUUUGUCAUUGUUUGCCUUCGGCCCUCCUGGGGUUUGCGAAAGCUCUUUCCCAGUUUUGGUCUUUUAUAUGUUUACAAACUCAAAUGAUGCGGUUUAUGUACCAGAGAGGAGGGGAUAAUAGAUAAUGUGUAUAUAAAGUCACUUGUCAAGGAAGGUUCUCUUUCUGCCCCUGCUUGUUUUGGAAGCCUCUGAACAUGAGAACAGAGUCCACCUUUAGCUAA
Messenger RNA from Neltuma alba, 1975 nucleotides. Its product is annotated as folate-biopterin transporter 1, chloroplastic. The record is from RefSeq and is a predicted model, not a curated record. NCBI's taxonomy places the organism in Eukaryota, Viridiplantae, Streptophyta, Magnoliopsida, Fabales, Fabaceae. Gene Ontology annotation, cellular component: membrane. The transcript has 9 exons. The coding region runs from base 328 to 1749 and encodes 473 amino acids.